Molecule: messenger RNA, 564 nt
Organism: Haemonchus placei
Lineage: Eukaryota; Metazoa; Nematoda; Chromadorea; Rhabditida; Trichostrongylidae
Source: the annotation of a GenBank genome assembly
AUGGUCGAUGCUUGGAAUUUCUUCAUACACACAAGUGCAGAGAGGAGUCCGGAGGUGCGAACUACGACAACGAACGAAGAUCACGGUGCCGGUGAUUACGUCAGGAAUUCGAAAAUCAGAUGUGAAGGUGGCUGGCCAAUCGAAGCUUUCAAAUUUUUUGCAUAUCAGGGUGCUGUUACCGGAGGAGACUACGGUGAUAAGGUGCAUAUCUCGUCGAUUGACUUUGUGUCAUGCUGUGAUUCAUGCGGUUUUGGAUGUGAAGGUGGAUGGCCGAUUGAUGCUUUCGAAUAUUAUUCAUAUCAGGGUGCCGUCACUGGAGGAGACUACGGUUCCAAGAACGGCUGCCGUCCUUAUCCGUUCCAUCCAUGUGGACAUCAUGGAAAUGAAACGUAUUACGGAGAAUGCCCGAAAGAGGAAAGCACUCCAACAUGUGUGAAGCAAUGCCAAAAAAGUUACAAGAAAUCGUACAGGAGGGACAAGACUUGGGGUUUCUUCCGCAUGGUCCGGGGAACCAACCAUUGUGGAAUUGAAGAGGACGUAGUUGCCGGACAUGUUCGAGGGUGA